This is a messenger RNA of Pimephales promelas (fathead minnow), 2603 nucleotides long. It is a transcript of the gene runx2a, whose product is annotated as RUNX family transcription factor 2a. The record is from RefSeq and is a predicted model, not a curated record. Lineage: Eukaryota; Metazoa; Chordata; Actinopteri; Cypriniformes; Leuciscidae. Gene Ontology annotation, biological process: regulation of cell differentiation; neuron differentiation; ossification. Gene Ontology annotation, molecular function: DNA-binding transcription factor activity, RNA polymerase II-specific; ATP binding; RNA polymerase II cis-regulatory region sequence-specific DNA binding. Gene Ontology annotation, cellular component: nucleus.
AGACAAACCACACAACGAGACAAAAACACUGCGGCUUUGCAGCGCCUUCAUCUUUCUAACCACAACCUUUGGAAUCACCUUUUUAACCCUUCACAAAGACCGUGCAUGGACCAAAAAAGGUCUUGAGGACUUUUGCAAAGCCGUAAACUUUCUUUUUACUACUUACAUGGUGGCACGUUUUAAGAAGCGCGGUAAAGUGAACUCUCCGAUCGAGCGCUGCGCGUAACGCGAAGUGACUCGCUCUUUUUUCCCGGAUUUUGAAGUUUAUCACAGCAACGUUCAACAUUGGAGAAGCAAAAAAUCGACCUCGAGAAUUAUGUCCGCGUUUCUUCUGCGUGUAACCACGAGCUCGUGCGCGUUAAUUUCAACGCGAUUCACCUGUGGGAGCGCGUAAAGCUCGCGCGUAAAGCCUGAGAGGAACCGAUCUCAUCCAACUUUUUCGGUUUCUGGAAGGCGCGUUACUCAGCCUAACGGACUUUAUAUAGAUCCUGGCUAUUUGUGAUUGAAAACCCUGACUUUAGUGCUGCUUUUGAAGUGUCCUUACCUUUGCUGACAUUGUUGUGAUGCGCAUUCCGGUAGACCCGAACACCAGCCGCAGGUUCAGUCCACCGUCCAGCAGCCUUCAGCCGGUGGCGGGGAAGAUGAGCGAUGUGCAGCAGGAGCCGAACGCGGCGGUGCCGAGACUCCGACAGCACGACAACCGAACCAUGGUGGAAAUCAUCGCGGACCACCCCGCCGAGCUCGUGCGCACGGACAGCCCCAACUUUCUGUGCUCAGUGCUGCCGUCUCACUGGAGGUGCAACAAAACUCUCCCGGUGGCGUUUAAGGUUGUUGCUCUGGGAGAUGUUCCUGACGGGACUGUGGUGACAGUUAUGGCAGGGAAUGACGAGAACUACUCGGCAGAGCUGCGAAACGCCUCAGCUGUCAUGAAGAAUCAGGUGGCGCGUUUCAACGACCUGAGAUUUGUUGGCAGGAGUGGAAGAGGAAAGAGCUUCACGCUGACAAUCACAGUAUUCACGAACCCACCGCAAGUGGCGACUUACCAUCGAGCCAUAAAGGUCACAGUGGACGGACCGCGGGAGCCGCGAAGACACAGACAGAAAAUGGAAGACCCCCCAAAACCUCCGCUGUUCUCCGAGCGCCUGAGCGAGUUAGAGCGUUUACGCCAGACCACCAUGAGAGUUGCCGUGCAAACCCAGAGUCCCCGGCCGUCUCUCAACGCCACGCCGAACUCCUUCAAUCCACAGGGGCAAACUCAGAUCUCAGAUCCGCGGCAGGCACAAUCCUCUCCGCCCUGGUCCUACGAGCAGCCGUACACUCCUUACCUGAGCCAAAUGACAUCUCCCUCCAUCCACUCCACCACCCCGCUGUCCUCCACCCGCGCCACGGGCCUGCCCACCAUCAGCGAUGUGCCAAGACGCCUCUCAGGUACGUCGGAUCUCAGUCCCUUCUCGGCCGACCCUCGGCAGUUCGAACGUCAGUUUCCCGGUCUGUCCACGCUCACAGAAAGCCGCUUCCCCAGUCCCAGAAUGCACUAUCCUACGACGUUCACGUACACCCCCACUCCGGUCACCUCCGGCAUGUCUCUGGGCAUCUCCACCAACACCCACUACCACACCUACCUGCCUCCCCCGUACCCCGGCUCCACCCAGAACCAGAGCGGGCCCUUCCAGACCAGCAGCACGCCCUAUCUCUACUACGGCGCCUCGUCCGGGUCGUACCAGUUUUCCAUGGUGCCGGGGGGAGACCGCUCCCCUUCCAGGAUGCUUCCGCCUUGCACUAGCGCGUCCACCGGCAGCUCCCUCAUCAACCCAAACCUGCCCAACCAGGCGGACGGGGGCGAAGCGGACGGCAGUCACAGCAGCUCGCCCACCGUGCUCAACUCCAGCGGCAGGAUGGACGAGUCCGUUUGGCGACCCUAUUGAGACAGCCUGGUCGAACCGUCUCAAUAGGCUCAAUAGGGAGACCUCAACGCAGCACUGUUAGCCUUAAAGACAGAGUGCGAGAGAUAGUUGCAUUUAGGCAUGAUCGGAUUUGAAGCACAAACUCGUUGGUACUCAUUGUUGAAUGGUUGCAGUGUAUUUUAUGACUACACUGAUGUUGUUUUGAUUUUCUAAUACAGAUGACGAUUUAUCCGAUUCAUCUGACAUUCCACAUCGGCUAUCGGUCACUGAAUUUAAGGAAUAGUUCACUCAAAAAAUUCAAAUGUACUGCCUCAUAUCGUUUUCAAAGGACUUUUAGUACAAUUUCAGAGAAUACAAAUUCUUAAAGACAUUGUUCACCCAAAAUGUUUAAUUCUGUCGUUAAUUACUGAGAUGAAAUCUGAGAGGUUCCUGUCACUCUGUUGUCAGCUACGCAACUACUACUUUGUCGCUUCAAAGAGUUCCUAAAGAGAUUGUAAAACUAAACCAUAUGAAUUGAGCGGUUUAGUCCAAGUUUGACUCCUAAAAGAGACACAAUCACUUUAUAUGAUGAACAGAUUGAAUUUGGAAUUCAACUCACACAACAGUUCCUUCUCGUGUUACGUAGCACGUUUGAGCUUCAGCAAUAGCCAAUGAGGUUCAUUCUCGUGUUACGCAGCACUUUUGAGCUUCAGCAAUAAC